ACUAACAGUUACAAUAUAUUAAGAUGGAACAUCUCAUCGUGGCCUUAAUCUUAUCCUUCGAGCUGAUUACGGUUCUACAAGUAUCUGCGCAGAUACAAUAUCCACCAAAAAUAACGAAGCAGCCGCCAACAAAUGAACAGUUCUUUCAAACCGCUGAACCAAUGGUAAAAGGCAGAGAUCUUAUCCUAGAAUGUGAGGCUGAAGGCAACCCUGCGCCAACGUAUCGUUGGAGAAAAAACGGAAGACAUUUCGAGUGGCAAACGUACGCAAUUCACAUCUCACAGCGACCUGGUAAAGGAACAUUGGUAAUAUCGAAACCGCGAGCCGAAGACGUAGGUCAGUAUCAAUGCAUAGCCGAAAACGCUUUGGGAACCGCAAUAUCGAAUUCGGUAUUCAUGCGAAAAGCGGAGCUCGACUAUCCGAAAGACAUCCAAUCGGCCAUAAUGACUGCAAACGAGGGAGACCCAUUCAAACUGACUUGCCAGUCUCCAACCGGACCACCCAAGCCACUGAUAUACUGGUUGAAACGGUAUCCAAACGGAAGUACAGCCUUGAUCAACGAUUCCAGAAUGACCACCGAUCCUGAGGGAAAUCUUUGGUUCACUAACGUGACUAGAAACGACGCUUCGGACAUGAUUUCUUACAUUUGUGCAGUCAGUUCGGAGUUCAAGGCCGAGUACAAGCUGAGUCCUCCUGUCUUGUUAAAUGUUGAGCGAACGGGAUUGCCAGCAAAUAAUAAUACACGAGAGCCAGUACAGCAGUACGUUACCAUAAAGAAUAAGGCUGCUUUACAAGGUAGAACAGUGGAACUGUACUGCAUUUUUGACGGCACUCCUGUUCCGCAGACAGUGUGGAAGAAAAAUGGUGAAAUAUUGGAAAGCAGCGAGCGGAUGACGGUGAGGAACGACGGAAAAUCGUUGUUCAUAAGACAUGUUGUAUUCGAGGAUGAGGGAACGUACACUUGCAACGUAUCGAAUGGAGUCGGCGAUCCAAAGUCGUACUCGAUUAACCUCCAAGUCCAAUCUUUUCCUUAUUUCACUGUCGAACCAGAAACCAUAACUGCAGUGGAGAACGAGAGCGCGGAGUUUAGGUGCGAUGCUGGUGGUGUUCCUGGGCCUGAAAUCAGGUGGAUCCAUAACGGGAGGCCUGUUCAGGAGUCGACGUAUAAUCCGAGAAGGAAAGUAUCUGCGAAUUCGAUUGUCAUUGAGAACCUGGUCAGGAAUGACACUGGGAACUACGGAUGUAACGCUACGAACUCUCUAGGUUAUGUUUACAAAGACGUUUUUGUUAACGUCUUGGCUUUGCCAGGUCCACAAAUUACACAGCCACCAAUCGAUCAGACGACUGUCAUUGGAAAAACCGUCAGGUUUACCUGCCGUUUUGUAGGUGGUUACGAACCUCGACUCGAAUGGCGAAUACAGAGUUGGACAUUAUGGGGACACAGAUUCUCCACCCUUAACUCCGGCGACCUCGAAAUUAGAAAUGUCGACGCUUGGAAUGCGCACACCUACACAUGUCACGUAUUCAACAGCUUUAGCUCUGUUGAAGCCUCUGCUACUCUCGUUGUGAAAAAUAAAACUAUCAUUGUUGAGAAACCUGAAGACUACGAAGGCGCUAUCGGGUCUACGGCAAGGUUUAGGUGUAUCGCUGUAUCAGAUUCAAGUUUGAAACUGAGAAUCGACUGGCUGAGAAGUGGAAAGCAAAUAGAUUUUGAAACGGAGUCAAGAUUCGUCAAGAGCAAUGAUAAUUCCUUGACAAUUACAGAGAUCAUAGCAUCGGAUUUAGGAACGUACACUUGCGUGGCUAAAACAGAGUUGGACGAAACAAGGGCUGAGGCUAUAUUGAUGAUUCAAGAAGUGCCAAGACCUCCUCGCCUGAAAGUGGUUAAUUGCAGAAUAAACGAAGCCGACAUCCAUUGGGUCCCUACAAUGAAUAGCAACGGUGCUGCCGACAUUCUGCGGUACACCAUACAAUUUCAAACUAGCUUUAGUCCCGCGAGAUGGGAAAUUGCUCGAGACAAUGUUUCAGCCUCCGCCCAAAUCUACACCGUGCCUCUAUCGCCUUGGACCAAGUACAAGUUUCGAGUUGUGGCCUGGAACGAAAUAGGAGCUUCGUUACCAUCGUCACCCAGCAAGGUUUGUGCCACUCCACCAGAUUUGCCUCACAAAAAUCCCGACAAUGUCAGAGGCGUGGCAGCUAAGCCACAGGGAUUUGUGAUUCGAUGGGCCAUGAUGCCCGAGAUAGAGCACAAUGGGCCAGAAUUCAAGUACCAAGUGUACUUUAAGAAAGACAUACCCGGCACGGAUUGGACAAGGCUGGCUAUACUCAACUGGACUGUAGAACAGAUUCGGGUAACGGAUCAGCCACCCAACCAGCGAUAUAAGGUCAAAGUUACUGCCAUGAAUUACCUCGGAGAGUCCUGGGCAAGGCCUACUGAAAUCAUAGUCGACUCUGCAGGUGCAUGACAACGGUAAGUAAUUAUUGGUUUACGCUACGAUUCAUGAAAA
Messenger RNA from Diprion similis, 2507 nucleotides. Its product is annotated as neuroglian-like. Gene Ontology annotation, cellular component: plasma membrane; axon. The transcript has 7 exons. The record is from RefSeq and is a predicted model, not a curated record. Gene Ontology annotation, biological process: axon guidance; cell-cell adhesion. The coding region runs from base 24 to 2465 and encodes 813 amino acids. Gene Ontology annotation, molecular function: protein binding. Lineage: Eukaryota; Metazoa; Arthropoda; Insecta; Hymenoptera; Diprionidae.